AUGGAAACAGGAUCGAUAGCGGGCGCUAGUAGAAGGCGGACAGACGGAGGGGUUGGCACUCCGAGCAAUCGGGUCCUUUCUUGCGCAAAUUGCCGCCGGAGGAAGAUACUCUGCAACAAGGAUAUCCCUUGUGCGAAUUGUAUCAAGAACAACGUAACUUGCGUACCUUCCAAGCCGGCACCCUCAAGGCCUAGGCUUAAGUCUACUGCUCGGGAUAUACAGGAGCGCCUUGCCAAAUGUGAAGCAUUGCUUCAAGAACACGUUGCAGUGGAUGACAGCUCCCAAAUUCGUUCAGGACAGGGAGGUACCACCACCAGCAGUAACGACAUCGCGCCAGCCAGCAGCGAAACAAUUGGUGAAUCGGCGAGGACGCAUGCCGAUGGCGAUUUGUGGGUGACUCUCAACGACGAGAUCUGUAAAAUGAAGAACCUUAUGGAACAGGAUCAGCCAGAGGUUGCUUUCAGCGAAGAAAAUGCAUCUGAUGAUUUCACAGGCUAUAAACCCCUGAGGUUCACUAACUGUCCGACCCUCGACCCGAUCACAGCCUUCAAGCUGUGGCAGAUAUAUCUCGAGCGCGUCAAUCCACUGCUCAAGAUAAUACACGCACCCACUGUUCAACCCCUAAUUGUCUCUACAACAGCCGACAUCGAAUCGACUCCGCUGGAUCAACAAGCACUGGUGUAUAGUAUUUUCGGACUGGCUGUAUUGGCACUUAGAAGUGACGAAAUCACAAACAUGCUUGGUGCUGAAAAACAGCGAGACGACUUCCUCCAAGAAUUUCUUACCGCAGUCAGCGUGUCGCUGGCGCAGUUUGGUUCUCCGGGACGGUACAACAUGGUUGUCCUGCAAGCUCAGAUACAUACUUCUAUCAUCCUCAUGGGCCAAUGCAACAAACAUGCUGCCUGGGUCCUGUCAGGUACACUAGUACGAAUCGCUAUGAGCAUGGGCUAUCAUCGUGAUGGCACACAUCUAUCACUCUCGCCAUUUGAAACAGAAAUGCGUCGGCGUAUUUGGUGGCAAAUUGUCUUUUUCGACAUCAAGCUGGGCAUCGACUCUGGUUUAACACACAGCUCCGUGCCUGAGCACUUCGACACCAAAAGCCCUCUCAACCUCAACGAUGCGGACCUGUUCCCCGAUGCCACAGAUCCGCUAGUGCACAAAGAGGGACCUACGGAGAUGGCAUUUGUCAUAGUCAUAAGUCGGGUAUCGGCGUAUUUACUCGACAAGAAGGCUCGUCAGGCCAUGGAGGCGAACAUCUUUGGCCACGGCGGAGACCGUGGAAGCAUAGAUGCUUCCCUCUUGAACCAUAAUCGGCUCCUCGUACAACAGCUUGACGCUGACCUUGUGGACAUUGAAAGAAGGUUUAUUCCAUCCGCUGCAAGUAAAGUCCACGCGGCGGCCCUAGGAAUCCGCCCACACCUUAUCAGACGGCUGCACGACAUGAUGCAUCCUAUGCAAGAAUCACCAGACUGGGGGACUGAUGUCUUGUCUCCUCGUGACAGCCUCUUCAAACUCAUUCUCUCCAGCUGCGAAAACGCGAGCAACUCGUAUGAUUCGAUGGAUCGAUGGGGCUUUGCGUGGUAUAUCCGCUUGCAUUUCAACUUUGAUAUCCUUGCCUCCCUCGCCACUUUCUUAUUUCACAGUCCGGCGAAUUCGUUAGCUAAUCGCGGUUGGGCCGUGCUUGAGUCACUUUACGCUAAGCAUUCCUUGUUGGACACUCACAGGCCGAAUGCCGCAGUCACUCCGUCACAGUUCAUUUUAAAGGCCUUCGGCGAGCGAGAGCGCGUCUUAGCCGAAAUGGGAGAGAUCGUCGAUGUUCCUGAACUCAUUGCCACACUAAGGCAAAUGAAUCAACUGCACACUCUGACUCCUCCAACUUCAACUAACGCGAACCCUUGGACUGCAGUUGAAUGGAUCUCGGGCGACUUUAUGCACGACGACGGCACGCAGCGGUCAGAAGGCUUCAUGCCGCAGGCCGACGCAGGCGAAGGGUUCAGCGAGAGGUAUGAAUUCUGGCCGGGGGCGUUAUGGAAUGCGGAGUGGGGACAAGGCUAUGGGGGAUCGACAUCGGAUUGA
This is a messenger RNA of Fusarium proliferatum ET1, 2076 nucleotides long. RefSeq lists its product as uncharacterized. The transcript has 4 exons. The record is from RefSeq and is a predicted model, not a curated record. Gene Ontology annotation, molecular function: DNA-binding transcription factor activity, RNA polymerase II-specific; zinc ion binding; DNA binding. Gene Ontology annotation, biological process: regulation of DNA-templated transcription; DNA-templated transcription. Bases 1 to 2076 code for a protein of 691 amino acids. Lineage: Eukaryota; Fungi; Ascomycota; Sordariomycetes; Hypocreales; Nectriaceae.